AUGGCGRGCGGGAACAAGAAGAAGAAGAAGCCAGUCGUGAAUCCCGCUCGAGGGUUUGCCACAACAUCAGUCGCAUCCAAGCCAAGGCCCGAAGGUGGUUCAGAAGUCACGAGCACGGAUCCGUCAACAGUUGCAACGCCUAUCAAUCCCGCAUCUGCUGCCGUUUCUACUCCCGUUCAAACAACACAGGGUGCGAUCCCCGGAUCAGAAAAGGAACUUCACGAGCUUAAUCCCGAAGAACUCGAGGCCCAGCUAGAGGCCUCGGAGUUGCAGCAAUUUGUUGAAAAGCAUGGCGCAAAAGUCAAGAAAGAGACUGCUCGACAAGUCACGCGCCUUCAAACUGACAGGCGACUUCUUCGUGGCCAAGCCGACUUUUUGUCCGUCAAAGAGUGGUUGCCCGAAGAGCUGAUGCAGCAAAUUCUCGAUCUGACCCUAGCCGAUCUCAAGCAUGAAUCCAACACCGAAAAAAAGUCUAGCUCCCCUACCGGAGAUGAUUUGGUUGCAAAGGUAUGGCAACUUCGCCAAUGUCUCAUCGAUCUCGCCAUUCCUUUGGAUCGAGUAAAUGAGGUUGUGGGCUGGAUCAUUUCUGAACCGCCUGCGGAGUCAUCUGCAAACCUGGCAUGGGGUCUUGAGGAGUGCUUGGAAUGGUUAGCACUCCAUUGUGAGGCUGGAGAAUUGGAUCACUACGACCAUCAGAGGCAAAGGAUUGUCGCAGCGUCGCCUGAUGAAUCUGAGGAGCCACUUGACAUGGAGGAGCCCGAAGAUUGGAAGACUGCAAAGAAGAAGCGAGACCCUGCAAUCGCGCGCAGCGAGAAGGACGACUCGCCUGUAGAAGUUGAUGAUGCCGUAGAGGUGAGCGACGUGGAGAGUGACAUGGAACCCGACGAACUCCUCUCAGCCUACCUGCGCACCAAAGCAAAGCUAUACGAGAUCAACCCCUCUGCGGACACAAACGGCAAGAGUAAAACAUCGAAAGCUUCGAAAGCGCAGCCGCUUAGUACCAGCAGGACUUCAGGUGAGCGUAAGCUAGUAACGAAGCUUCAGAAGAUUGAGAGCGACGUUCUAUUCGACAAGCGAGAGGCCGACUAUCAUUGGGGAACUCAAAAGAUCGAGCUCGCCCGCGAGCUUGCAGAGCGGAAGAAGCUGCAUCUUCAAAGCGCUACCAAGUCUUCCUCGGACCGACCAGAAUCACCUGCCAAGCGGGAGAACGGAGUCAGCGAUGAAGCUGAACGGCUCGGCCAGGAGCUGCUCGCUGAGACGGCUGAUGGCGAAGAUGGCGAUCUACUAAGCGGAAUGUUCGAUGCUCUCCCGGGCGUUACCGACUCUGUGCCCGAUGAGAACGGAGCUACUGGAGGCAACGUGACAGUGCGGGACUUUGGGAAACUCGUCGGCAUGAAUCCGAAACGCGUUCUCGAGGAGGCAUGCAAGGCACGAGACACCCGCUGUAAGCAAAGCUACAAGAUGGUAUCGCCCACAACGUACGCCAGUCGACACUCGGUGACGAUUCAAUGGACCAAGGAACAGGAAGCGUUCGAGUGUGAGUAUUUGCCAGAAGUGGCCGUCAACUACAAGCCCAGCCGGGUUACCUUUACGAUGACGGGAGUUGCGGCACCUGAAGUUGCGCAAAGUGAGGCAUACAUCGCUACUGCAGCGUUGUUCCUGAUAUUCUCCGGCUCGCCAAAAGAAGAAAAAGCCCAUCUGCGACUUCCGUCCGCGUACCGUAAUCUGUGGGAUGAAUUUGCGCGUCUCAAACAAGGUCACAUUCAUGCUGAGGAAUGUGCAACUGUGAAGGAAGUACGAGCACUUAUCGAAACACACCACAGCCCAGACGAUGACGACGAGGACGAAGUUGUAUUCAAUGCUAGCAUUCGCCGUCGCCUUGACGGCGCCAGUGGAGCUUCGACUCCUGUGAAGAAGCAAGAGUUGCGUAAAGCCGCACAACCCGUAUUUGUUGAGGAACUCGCACAAAUGUGGGCAAGGAAAACGUCGACUCCUGCCUACCAGAGAAUGCUUGUUGGACGCAUGAACUUGCCCAUGUUCCACUUCCGGGCUGCCGCUCUGGACACGAUACAACGCCACCAGGUCACCAUCCUCUGCGGAGAGACCGGAUGUGGAAAGUCAACACAAUUGCCUGCUUUUAUCUUGGAGAAUGAAUUGUCGAAYGGACGACCAUGCAAAGUGUACUGCACAGAACCUCGACGUAUCUCCGCGAUCUCUCUCGCGCAACGAGUCAGCGAGGAAAUGGGCGAGAACAAGGGCGAUGUAGGCACUUUCCGCUCUCUUGUUGGAUAUGCCAUUCGACUAGAGUCGCAGACUACGUCACAGACACGCCUCGUUUAUGCCACUGUCGGAAUCGUCUUGCGCAUGUUGGAAAACUCUGAUGGGUUGAGCGACAUCACCCAUUUGAUCCUCGACGAAGUCCACGAACGCAGCAUCGAUACGGACUUCCUCCUGAUCGUUCUACGCUCACUUAUGACAAAACGGCCAGACCUCAAGGUCGUCCUGAUGAGUGCGACAGUCAAUGCUCAAAGAUUCUCCGAGUAUCUUGAUGGCGCUCCCAUCAUCGACGUGCCAGGUCGAACAUUCCCGGUCGAGGCCAAGUUUCUUGAGGAUGCCAUCGAGCUGACAGGGCAUACGAACGAAGAUGCAGCUACUGCAGCCGUUGACGAUGACACCAACGAAGAUGAUACCCAAGAGAAGGGCACUGGCGAGCUCAGCGGUUACAGCAGGCGAACACAAAAUACUCUCGCGAAUUACGAUGAGUAUCGCAUCGACUACAGCUUGAUAGUGAAGCUCAUUGAGAAGAUUGGACAUCAUCCACAAUACCAGGAUUUCAGCAAAGCCAUCCUGGUGUUCCUUCCCGGUAUCGCAGAGAUUCGACAGGUGAACGAUAUGCUCUGUGGUCACCCACGCUUUGCGAAAGGGUGGAGAGUGUUCCCUCUACACUCGACCUUCUCGAGCGAGGAUCAGCAAGCAGCGUUUGAGAUACCACCCCAUGGCAUUCGUAAGAUUGUCCUCGCCACAAACAUUGCUGAGACUGGUAUCACUAUUCCUGACGUCACUUGUGUGAUUGACACUGGCAAGCAUAAGGAGAUGAGAUUCGACGAACGCCGGCAGAUGUCCCGCCUGAUCCAAAGCUUCAUUGCGCGAGCCAACGCAAAGCAGCGACGUGGUCGUGCAGGCCGUGUACAGCAAGGUCUCUGCUUUCACUUGUUCACCAAGUAUCGCCAUGACCAACUCAUGGUUGAUAGUCAGACUCCAGAGAUGCUGCGUCUAUCGCUGCAAGAUCUUGUGAUGCGGGUCAAAAUCUGCAAGCUAGGAGACAUUGAGCAUGCCUUGUCACAAGCUUUGGAUCCUCCGUCAAGCAGGAAUAUCAGAAGAGCUAUCGAUGCUCUUGUUGAGGUGGGCGCACUUACCACAGGCGAAGAGCUCACAUCUCUUGGAAACCAACUGGCCAAACUUCCUCUGGACGCACAGCUUGGAAAGUUGAUCCUCCUUGGAAGUAAUUUUGGGUGUUUGGAUUUUGCAUUGACUGCAGCUGCAACUCUUUCAUCAAAGACCCCAUUCUUGAAUCCGAUGCACCAAAAGGGCAAGGCGGACACCGUCCGACUGGGCUUCAAGCGCGGCGACUCGGACUUGCUGACUGUCYACAAUGCGUAUACCACUUGGCGUAAGAUCUGUACCACACCUGGAAUGUCCGAGUUCCAGUGGUGCAAUAAGAACUUCCUCAGCCCGCAAAAUCUUGGAAAUAUUGAAGACCUGAAAGCUCAACUUCUCAGCUCGCUGGUAGACGCCGGCUUUGUCCAUCUCGGCCCAGAAGAGCGAGCGGCUCUGAACCGAAUGCGCCACAAUGCUCGCCAUCGCAACUUUGUGGCCCUCCCACCGCAGUAUGUCAAAUCGGACGAGAAUGACACCCUCGCCUCAUCUGUGGUCGCCUGGUCUUUCUACCCCAAGAUCAUCAAACAGGACGGCAAAGGCUGGCGUAAUAUUGCCAACAACCAAUCGCUUGGACUGCAUCCCACAUCUGUGAACAAGACUUCCUUGAAUCCAGAGGUGCGAUUCCUAUCCUUUUACAGCAUCAUGCAAAGCUCCUCUCGCUUCACCAAUGCACAGGAAACAUCACCUGUUGCCGAAGUGCCGCUACUGCUCAUGUGUGGAGAGGCAGUCUUUCACAUGUACGCGGGUGUUAUCAUCAUUGAUGGUAAUAGACUGCGGCUCAAGGUCAGAGAUUGGAGGACUAUGGUUGUGUUGAAAGUUUUGCGAGCCAAAGCGAAGGAGAUUAUGGGGAAGCUGUUCAAGAAUCCUGGACGUGAGUUGGGAGAUCGGCCGCGGAGAUGGAUGGAGGGUGUUUUGGAGAAGAUUUUUGAGCGACAGCAUGCUAGGAAUGUGGCUCUUGCUGGUAGCAGGCCGUGA
This is a messenger RNA of Ramularia collo-cygni, 4413 nucleotides long. Its product is annotated as related to DNA/RNA helicase (DEAD/H box family II). Gene Ontology annotation, cellular component: intracellular anatomical structure. Gene Ontology annotation, molecular function: ATP binding; RNA binding. The transcript is spliced from 2 exons. NCBI's taxonomy places the organism in Eukaryota, Fungi, Ascomycota, Dothideomycetes, Mycosphaerellales, Mycosphaerellaceae. The coding region runs from base 1 to 4413 and encodes 1470 amino acids. The record is from RefSeq and is a predicted model, not a curated record.